This is a messenger RNA of Amphibalanus amphitrite, 2969 nucleotides long. Its product is annotated as DDB1- and CUL4-associated factor 8-like. Gene Ontology annotation, molecular function: protein binding. NCBI's taxonomy places the organism in Eukaryota, Metazoa, Arthropoda, Thecostraca, Balanomorpha, Balanidae. The record is from RefSeq and is a predicted model, not a curated record. Gene Ontology annotation, cellular component: cytoplasm; Cul4-RING E3 ubiquitin ligase complex. Bases 245 to 2074 code for a protein of 609 amino acids. The transcript has 8 exons.
AUGUAAAAUUAUUACCGAUACCGUUUGCACGUAUUAGCUUCUGGGCUCUAGGGUUUUAUAUUCAGGGUUGCCUUUGAUUCUAUUAAGUGCUACUGCUAGGUCUCUUCAUUUUAAAGCUGAUGUUUAGGCUCCUUACGAUAUUCCUGUGCAAGACAGUGUCGUGUCAAGAAGAUCCACAAUAUCAAACACAAUUAUAUUGCAUAUUUAAUUUACUCUGAAGCUGCAUGUGUUCACUGCUCACAAGAUGUCCAGCAAUGCAUCUAAAGAGACCACUGAAGAGCGUGCUGUGAUGUCGGACACACCGGCCGGGGACUCGGGCGGCGCGGCGGCCACCCCGGAGCCGGCCCGGUCAGAGGCUGGCUCGGACCGGGACUCGGGUGACGCCACGCGGGCACGCCGCGGGUCCGGCGAGCCCGCGGCGCCCGGUGACGCGGACUCGCCGCGCGCGGAGGCAGACGAGCCGCCGACCUCGCCGCCGGCUGACGGCAGUCCCUCAGAGCCCAUGGAAGCUGCCGGCUCGGAGGGCGCCCGUGAGAGCACUCCACCCGUCGGCGACGGCGAGACAGCGUCGAACGACGACGACGACGACGACAUUGGUCUGGGAUACGAGGCCCGACUGUCGAGCUCGUCGCCCGACUCCGACUCUGAGAUGGAGUACGACGAGGCGGCGCUGUCGGCCGCGCUGGCCGACAUGAAGAAGAAGGCUGAGGAUGUGAUGCAGAAGCCGAGGCCGCGCCACACCUGGUCGCUGGUGAGGGAGCUGCACAAGCGGCAGCUGGGCGGCCGGCCGGCGCUGCUGCAGCAGGACAGGUUCCGGCUCCACCUGUGCAGCUCCCUGCACGCCGUGGAGCGGCUGGAGCUCAUGGACAAGCUCUGCUUCCACGAGGGCUGCGUCAACUGCCUCCACUUCAACAGCUCGGGCGACCUGCUGGCCAGCGGCUCGGACGACCUCAACGUGGUCGUGUGGGACUGGCAGCGACAGCGCAAGGCCUAUUCGUACAACUCGGGACACAAGAGCAACAUCUUCGAGUCCAAGUUUGUGCCGCAGCGCAGUGACACGCACAUCGUUUCGACCAGCCGGGACGGCCAGGUGCGGCUGGCCGAGAUCUCUCCGGCCGGCGAGUGUCGCUCGGUACGCCGGCUGGCGCAGCACCGCGGCUCCGGCCGCAAGCUGGCGCUGCCGGCCCACUCGCCGCAGACAGUACUCUCGUGUGGCGAGGACGCUGUGGUGUUCAACAUCGACCUGCGCGACCGCCAGCCGGACAGGCUUUUGGAAUGCAUGGAUAACGGCAAGAGGAUCCCGACCAACUCGAUCGCCUGCCACCCGGACAACGACAACGUGUUUCUGCUGGCCUGCAUCGACAAAUACGUGCGCGUGUACGACCGUCGGAUGAUCGGCAGCGAGCAGUCGGCCUACCGCCGCCUCUGCCCCCACAGACUGCUGGAUGAUGGACGGGGCCGCUACAGCGUCACAUGCGCCGUGUUCAGCUACAACGGCGCCGAGAUCGUCGCCUCCUACAACGACGACGAUGUGUACCUGUUUGACGCGGCGCACUCGGACGGCGCCGACUGUGUGCACCAGUACUCGGGCCACCGUAAUAGCGCCACCAUCAAGGGUGUGAACUUUUACGGCCCGAGGAGCGAGUACAUCGUCUCGGGCUCGGAUUGCGGCAACAUCUUCUUCUGGGACAAGAACACAGAGGCGAUUGUCCAGUGCAUGCCCGGCGACGAGAAAGGCGUGGUUAACUGUCUGGAGCCCCACCCACACAUGCCGGUGUUGGCCACCAGUGGCCUGGACGACGACGUCAAACUGUGGAUCGCCUCCAGAGACCAGCCGCAGGACCUAUCAUGGGUGCAGGAGACGGUGCAGAGAAACCUACAGGAGCGCGUCGAGGAGACGCCGUCGGCCGACUCUCUGGGCGGCAGUCUGAUGUGGACGCUGAUGCAGCAGGUAUUCGGAGCGCAGCGGCGGGCCAGACACCAGUUGUUCAGUAACGAACUCGACCUGCAGUCCUCGGACGAGAGUGACGAUGCAGACGAUGGCCCGACUCCGGGCGACUGCCGCACCUCCUAGUCGAUCGUCGACAGCGGUCGGCUGCCGCCCGGCCGCGCGCGGAGCGGGUGAUAUUGUGAUGCGCUUAUGGCUAUAUGAUGCUGGCCUAACCAGGGGUGCAGCUGUGGCGGCUUCUCAGAGGUUACAUCCGGCCCGAUGGGUGCGCUGCUGGGCUUGUUAUGUUUCCAACGAAACGGCAAAGAUUUCAACACGUUUGCGUGGGCCUCAAUGACAGAAAACGGCGUAGCUUUGUUUCGACAGAAGUCCAAGAUACAACGAUAUCAUUUAUCAGGCAACGGUGACAAUCGUAAACGAAUCUGGCAGGAGUUAUUUAAUUGGUAUAAACUGGCAACUUUUCUAGAACAGACACUGACGAUACGAUUAUUCAGAGCGAUACGUAAGUUUCAGGAAUAUGGUACUUAUUAACUCCUUGGUGAGGCUUGAGUCAUUUGUCACGAUUUUCACACUUUUCGAAAUUAAACGAGAAGUUAUGAGUCGUCUUGAGAACCUGAGCUACCUAAAAGGCCGCCUCGAUUUGCCAAUAGCCGAGCACCAGUGUGAUUGUAAACUGUGAGUGAUCGUCGAUAAUGCAUAACUGCAGCGCUCCGGUCCCGUUAGGCUCAGUCGCCCCGGCGUGUGCAGUGUGGCUGGGGUGGACCCGUUAGGUAAGGGCCGCUGCGGGACGCCGUCCCGGCAGUCUCCCUUCGACCGCUCCGCCAGGGCUCCCCGCGCGGCGAGCGUCUCGCGCUCGGAUUGUUCUCCCGGCCGGCCCCUGCGCCUGGCGACCGCCCGGUCCCUGCCGGCGCCACAGGGCUGCGGGCAGGGCAGGGCAGGUGGCCGCGCGCGCACCAUGUAUCCAUAUAUUGUCAAAAACAUGUACAAGCAGUACUGUGAAAAAUACAUAAUUAUAUUGCUA